AUGCAAUUUCAACAUUCUGCUUAUCUAGAUCAGUCUCAAUAUGAAAUGAACAGUAACGGCAACAACAAACCUGCUAUGCCCUCGCCAAUGACCACCGCAUCAUUAGACUCCCCACCAAACAACAAGAUGAAUCACCAAUAUAACACUAUGCCUUUGCCUAGCUCGCCAAAGCCGUCGUCAUACACAAACAGAAUACAGCAGCAACAACAGCAGUAUGAUAUGUACAUGAACUCAAAUUCAAACAACUUUCCUCAGCCCAUCUCUAUACCUACUGCUACAUCAAACACAAAUGCUCACACAAAAUCACCUACUUCGGCAACAAGUCCUCACCAAAAUUACUAUAGCUCAUCUAUUCCUGAUAACAAAAUAUCGGAUGCACUUGUUUCUCCUACAAGCCCAGGUAGCCUAGAAGAUGAGAUUUUUCAAAGAAACAUGCAACACAUUUUCGAGAAGAAAAGACGCAGAAGAGAGUCUCAUAAUGCGGUGGAGCGUAGAAGAAGAGAUAACAUCAAUGAUCGCAUCACUGAACUAGCAACACUCUUACCAGACAGAGAUGCAGUGAAAUCAAACAAGGGGACCAUUCUUAGAAAAUCAGUAGAUCACAUUCGUCUACUACAUGAUAAGUUAAGACAGCAUCAGCAGCGCAUUCAGGAACUAGAAAAUAUACUGGAAGUCUAUCGUGUCAGGAUGGGUCAUCAGCAGACCUCUACAAUGAUCCCACCUGGCCAUCCUUUGGAUUUAUCUGGAAUACAACCACAUCUGAGCCAUGCAAACUUUGGCAGAGAUAGCUAA
Messenger RNA from Mucor velutinosus, 792 nucleotides. RefSeq lists its product as uncharacterized. Gene Ontology annotation, cellular component: nucleus. The record is from RefSeq and is a predicted model, not a curated record. The coding region runs from base 1 to 792 and encodes 263 amino acids. Gene Ontology annotation, biological process: regulation of transcription by RNA polymerase II. The transcript is spliced from 2 exons. Lineage: Eukaryota; Fungi; Mucoromycota; Mucoromycetes; Mucorales; Mucoraceae. Gene Ontology annotation, molecular function: RNA polymerase II cis-regulatory region sequence-specific DNA binding; DNA-binding transcription factor activity, RNA polymerase II-specific; protein dimerization activity.